GAGUGGACGGUACCGAUGGUCUUAUUGGUGACAUUGGACCGCCAGGUACACAAGCAAUAGAACCACCAGAGUGGUCUCAACGAUUUCCAGAACAGUGUCCAUGUGAUAGCCCAGCAGGUCCCCCAGGUAGUCCAGGACUACGUGGAUCACAGGGGCCUCCAGGAGAUGCAGGAACACCGGGGACUGACGGAGCACCGGGUGAGCCUGGAUUACAAGGACCACCAGGACCACCGGGACGGGAUGGUAAUCCUGGAAUGAAAGGCUCUGCAGGUAUGCCAGGAAGACAGAUACCAGGUAAUGAAGGACCACCGGGACCACCAGGAGGACCAGGAAGACCAGGAAAUAUCGGGCCGCGUGGACCACCAGGACAACCUGGUGUAAAUGGAGAACCAGGACCAGCAGGUGAAGCAGGUCCACAAGGGCCACCAGGACCAUCUGGACCGCCGGGACAACACGGCCCACCUGGUCAACCGGGGGAGGAAGGACCGAGAGGACGUUGUGAUCACUGCCCACCUGCCCGAUUGGCUCCGGGUUACUGA
Acanthocheilonema viteae is the source of this 539-nucleotide messenger RNA. Lineage: Eukaryota; Metazoa; Nematoda; Chromadorea; Rhabditida; Onchocercidae. The record is from the annotation of a GenBank genome assembly.